Molecule: messenger RNA, 1037 nt
Organism: Cladocopium goreaui
Lineage: Eukaryota; Dinophyceae; Suessiales; Symbiodiniaceae
Source: the annotation of a GenBank genome assembly
UUUCGCUCCUCUUCGCCAUGCACCCGCGGAACAAGCAUCGGGAGUAUUUGGACUACCGCGACCUCGCCAAGAAACAGAAAGGGCUCCGUCGCUUCGUCUACGAGAAUCAGUGGGGUGGAGCUUCUAUUGACUACUCAGACCCCGAAGCCUUGGAGGAAUUGACACGGAGUUUGCUGGCAGAAUUCUACCAGAUUCAACACUGGAACCUUCCUGCAGGCUACUUAUGUCCACCGGUGCCUCAACGUGUGGACUACCUGCACAUCAUGGCCGAUUUGUUGAGGGAUACCCUGAAGCCGGCUGAAGGGACGGAAGGCCCAGAGGACCCAGAGGGCCCAGAGGGCAAGCAAGAAACGCAAAUACCCCAGGGCCUGUGCGGCCUGGACAUAGGAACAGGUGCCAGCUGCAUCUACAGUUUGUUGGGCGCCCGGGAAUACGCCUGGCGCUUCAUUGCCAGCGACAUCGACGCUGUGGCGCUGCAGCACGCCGCGCAGCUGGUGGCGGAGAACGGCCUGGAGAAGCAGAUCACGCUACGGCGCCAAGAGGAUCCAAAACGGGUCCUCCGUGGUGUCAUGCCGAAGAAGGUUUCUCAGUCGGUUGCCUUCGCUGUGUGCAACCCGCCCUUCCACGAAUCCUUGGAACAAGCACAGCAAGCGGCAAGGAGCAAGUGGCAGAGGUUGGGAAAGGAGUUGGAGAGCAAGAACUACCAGGGGCGAGAGCUGGAGCUCUGCUGCGAGGGAGGGGAGGUUGGCUUUGUCCAGCGCUUUGCAGAGGAGAGCGCGAAGGUGUGCUACCGAAGCAAAUGCGUUUGGUUCUCCAGCCUGCUGUCCAGGCAUUCGAGUUGGCAGCCCGUGGUCGACAAGCUGCGGCAGUUGGGUGCCAAGCAUCGAAGCUUUGAACUGGGCACAGGACGCAACGUCAAAUGGGUUAUCGCCUGGACCUUCCUGCCGAAAUCCCUGCGACGGCUGCAGUUGCAGCUUCAGCUGAUGCUGGUGGAGACAGAGGAACCACCGCGGAAGAAGAGGAGAAGCUGAAGAAAA